AGCUCCGGUGGCAGUGGGAAAUGAAUAAAUCCCAGCCCGCGGUCCUAAUGGGCAAGAGUUUAACUGGAAUUCAUGCGUGGUCCUCCUACUUCAAGAGUUCUUAAACACCGGACAAUACCGAGGUUGAUUGUAGUUCAUGUGAAAGCAGGGUUCGAGGAGUUUGGUGUUGUAAGGUGAAUUGAUUCUCUGGAGUAUUGGAUCUGCAGUCUUUCCUUCAUAGGUGUUCAUCUGCAAGCAAAGGACCUCAAGCAAGACCAAGAGAAUGUUCGAUAUAUUAUUUGUGAUGAUAUUUGGAUUGUCAGGGCGUGUUCUGACUAAAGACACAGACACAAAAGGGAGGUUCAGUUCUCCAGUGUUGGAUGUUACUGAAAAGCAGCUUAUUAUAGAGAGAAAUCAGACACUUCAGCUAAACUGCAGAGGACGGUGGGAGCUCCAGUGGGUUUUGCCAUCAGGCGUCCCGAAAGUGUACCACGGCACGCAGAUAAAAGAGACUCGCUGCGGGAAGAAAAAUAACCAAUACUGCAGCCGCCUGAUGCUCAGUCCUGCUUUAGCUCAACACACUGGCUCUUACCGCUGCAGGUACCGCCAAAAGCAUCGCAAACAGACCUCUGUGUACGUCUACAUCACAGAUAGCCAGCGGCCAUUUGUAAAGGUGCAGUCGGAGAUCCCAGAAGUGGUGUACAUGAAGGAGGGAGAGCCAUUGGUCUUCCCCUGCAGAGUCACAAACCCGGAUGCCAAAGUCUCAUUGGUUAAGUUUCCUUUCCACCCGAUAGCUCCUGAUUAUAGAAACAUCAUCUGGAAUAGCAAGCACGGUUUCACUAUUCGUAGUCCCACAUUCUUCUACAUCGGGCUAUUCUCCUGUGAAACUAUUGUCAAUGGAGUCAAAUAUAGCAACAGGUUCUUGACUCACAGGCCAGUGAAUAAAAUCCUGGAUGUGUAUUUGAACAGCACGGGUUUGGUCCACAUGUUACAGGGCCAGAUGUUAGCACUGAACUGCACCGUUACAGCUGAGUGGAACGCCAGGGUGUCCAUUAGCUGGACGUACCCUCAAAAGGCUAAUGGAUCUGCCAAUAUCAUCAGACGCAUAUCAAGGAGCAGAACCAACAUGCUGUUCUACAGUGUCCUCACCAUCCCCAGCCUGAGCACAGCAGAUAGAGGACUUUACAAAUGUCAUGUAACAAGUGGUCCAUCCAAGCGAGAAACAAAUGCCACAGUUAUUGUCUAUGACCAGCCUUUCAUUCGACUCAAGCACAGAGAUGGCCCUGUGGUUCAGGCUUCUGCAGGACAGAAAUCUUUCCGUCUUACUCCAAAACUAAAAGCUUUCCCUGCACCUGAAGUCAUCUGGUUGAAGGAUGGGAUGGUUGCCGCCGAGCAGUGUUCCCGUUACCAUGUAGACAGAUUUUCUCUGGUCAUUCGGGAUGUCGCUGAAGAGGAUGCAGGAAUCUACACCAUCCUUACUGGCAUCCAGCAGUAUGGACUUUUCCAGAACCUCACACUCACAUUGGUGGUAAAUGUGAAACCACAGACUGGAGAAAAGACAGUUUCCUCUCAGCAACCUGGGACUGUCCAGCGAGGCAGUAGACAAGCCCUGCAUUGCACCUCUCACGGUGUCCCACCUCCUAAAAUCCAGUGGCUCUGGCAUCCGUGCCCUCCGAAAGGCCUCAGUCCGGCGCGGCUGGCCUGACGCUGUGGAGGAGGAGGAGUUGUGGGCCGGGCCGGCCUGAUAGCGGCUGGAUGGGCUUGAGCUCAGCCAUGGGAACAGCAGCACUCUUAUCUCAACCAGGCAGGAGGCGCAGACGGGCUUCCUGUGCGAAAAAUCAGAGCGCUUUUCCUCUCGUUGUUUGGCUUCCUCCCCGAUGCGAGACAACUUCCCAGCAGCGUGAUUGUCCCUCCAUCUUCAAACGUGGCACAGUCCGCUUCCUCAGAAGCUUGAUCUAUUCUUGAGUCCCCAAUCCCACACAAACACCCUCCACCCCACUUUACUGAUCCCCCACAAUCCACCUCACCUGUCUUGCCACACUCACAAAUAACCCUACAACUGCCAGUGGCCUUCCUUAUCCAGCCACCCCAGAGACAUCACUAAAAGCACGCCAUCUCAUGACGAUCAAGAACAGCUGGGCUCACUCAGGAGUGGAUGGAGAGGCUGAUAACUCUGCACCCCUGGAACUAAAUUCUAAUUUAUUCCUCUUUUUUUUUUUGUUGUUGUUGUUCAGAUACAGGUUUUUUCUGCUCUUCUUCUUUCUGAGCAUGAUCCCCAUCCAUACACUGCCUGGUGCUGCUUUGCUUUUUGUGUUCUUGAGUGGUACUAUAAAGGAUGUAUGAACCAAGCCUCCAUCUCCAAAACUCAGACCAUCAUUUGUAGUUCUAACAUCCAUAAAAGCUGUGAGUUCAGAUUGUACACGAUGAAAAUAACUUCUAUCUACUGUCUUGACGUGAGCCAAGGAUGGCCGAGAAAACCGAGGCUCGCUGUUUGGAUUUCUUGUUUUUGUUUUUUUGUUUUUCCAGACUGGACCUGGCCCAGAAUGCCUGCUGUGUAGGAGUUCUGAUGGACCGUAAAUGCUCUGUGUCAUCCCAUGUGUCAUCUUAUGGCAAACUCUUCCACUUCACAGUGAUGCUGUGUAUUACAGUUGCUUUAUUUUGUGCUGAAAGUAAAGAUCCUGCCUGUUUGUAUGCAAGUG
Carassius auratus (goldfish) is the source of this 2678-nucleotide messenger RNA. RefSeq names its product vascular endothelial growth factor receptor 1-like. Lineage: Eukaryota; Metazoa; Chordata; Actinopteri; Cypriniformes; Cyprinidae. Gene Ontology annotation, biological process: vascular endothelial growth factor receptor signaling pathway; protein phosphorylation. Gene Ontology annotation, cellular component: plasma membrane. Gene Ontology annotation, molecular function: vascular endothelial growth factor receptor activity; ATP binding. Bases 263 to 1684 code for a protein of 473 amino acids. The transcript has 11 exons. The record is from RefSeq and is a predicted model, not a curated record.